Messenger RNA from Penicillium paradoxum, 960 nucleotides. Its product is annotated as aminotransferase class IV. Gene Ontology annotation, molecular function: catalytic activity. Bases 1 to 960 code for a protein of 319 amino acids. The record is from RefSeq and is a predicted model, not a curated record. Gene Ontology annotation, biological process: carboxylic acid metabolic process. The transcript has a single exon. Lineage: Eukaryota; Fungi; Ascomycota; Eurotiomycetes; Eurotiales; Aspergillaceae.
AUGGCCACAAUGCAAAAGAUUUUCUCCGCAUACCAGGAGCGCCAAAGUGUCCUCGCGGCGAACACUCACCCCUUCGCGAAGGGAGUCGCUUGGGUGGAGGGCGAACUUACUCCACUCCACGAGGCCCGCAUUCCGAUCCUCGACCAAGGCUUCAUGCACAGCGACUUGACUUACGAUGUUCCCUCCGUCUGGGACGGUCGUUUUUUCCGCCUCGAUGACCAUAUCACCCGCCUGGAAGCUAGCUGCACGAAGUUGCGCAUGAAGCUCCCCCUCCCGCGCGAAGAGGUUAAGCACAUUCUGGUCGACAUGGUGGCACAGAGUGGCAUCCGUGACGCAUUCGUCGAGAUCAUUGUGACACGCGGGUUAACGGGCGUUCGAGGCUCCCGCCCCGAAGAUAUUCAUAACCGCAUUUAUAUGUUCAUUCAACCUUACGUGUGGUGUAUGGAGCCUGAGGUACAGCCUGAGGGUGGAAGCGCAAUCAUCGCGCGCACUGUCCGUCGUGUCCCUCCUGGCUGUAUUGAUCCUACAGUCAAGAAUCUUCAGUGGGGUGAUCUUGUUCGUGGUCUUUUCGAGGCUUCUGAUCGUGGUGCCGAAUAUCCCUUCCUGACUGACGGUGAUACCAAUCUCACCGAGGGUUCUGGCUUCAAUAUUGUCCUCGUCAAGGACAAUAUCUUGUACACCCCAGCCCGUGGAGUCCUCGAAGGUGUCACGCGCAAGAGUGUGAUUGAUGUCGCUCGGGCCAGUGGCCUUGAGAUCAAGGUUGAGUUGGUCCCAGUCCAAUUGGCUUAUGAUGCGGACGAGAUCUUCAUGUGCACAACUGCCGGUGGUAUCAUGCCUAUCACCAGCCUUGAUGGAAAGCCAGUGAAGGACGGAAAGUUGGGUCCGGUGACCAAGACGAUCUGGGAUGGAUAUUGGGCUAUUCACUAUGAUCCUGCGUACAGCUUCGAGAUUGCCUAUUAG